Messenger RNA from Candidula unifasciata, 708 nucleotides. The record is from the annotation of a GenBank genome assembly. NCBI's taxonomy places the organism in Eukaryota, Metazoa, Mollusca, Gastropoda, Stylommatophora, Geomitridae.
AUGUAUAUUCUACGGUUAUCGGCAGAAAAAAAGAUGGUGCAGCUGUCAUCACGGCCGCACACUAGGAUGGUGCAGCUGUCAUUUCGGCCACACACUAGGAUGGUGCAGAUGUCAUUCCGGCCACACACUAGAAUGGGGCAGCUAUCAGCCUGGCCACACACUAGGAUUGUGCAGCUGUCAUCACGGACACACACUAGGAUGGUGCAGAUGUCAUCCCGGCCGCACACUAGGAUGGGGCAGCUGUCAUCGCGGACACACACUAGGAUGGUGCAGAUGUCAUCCCAGCCACACACUAGGAUGGUGCAGCUGUCAUUCCAGCCACACACUAGGAUGGUGCAGAUGUCAUCCCGGCCACACACUAGGAUGGUGCAGAUGUCAUCCAGGCCACACACUAGGAUGGUGCAGCUAUCAUUCCGGCCACAUACUAGGAUGGUGCAGCUCUCAUCCCGGCCACACACUAGGAUGGUGGAGCUGUCAUCCGAGCCACACACUAGGAUGGUGCAGCUGCUAUCCCGGCCGCACACUAGGAUGGUGCAGAUGUCAUCCCGGCCACACACUAGGAUGGUGCAGCUAUCAUCCCAGACACACAAUAGGAUGGUGCAGCUGUCAUCCCGGCCACACACUAGGAUGGUGCAGCUAUCAUCCCGGCCACACACUAGGAUGGUGCAGCUGUCAUCCCAGACACAUACUAGGAUGGUGCAGCUGUAA